Acanthosepion pharaonis is the source of this 2568-nucleotide messenger RNA. The record is from the annotation of a GenBank genome assembly. Lineage: Eukaryota; Metazoa; Mollusca; Cephalopoda; Sepiida; Sepiidae.
AUGACUACUACUCUGACGAGAUUUUUUUCCCUGGUGCCCGGAAGACGUCAGUUGGCAUCUAGGUCCCACCCGUUUAUUUUUGAAAUAGCACUUCCAGCCUGUGGUACUCCUUUUCGUUUUCUUGCUUCCCUGUUAACUACAAUCUACAAAAAAUUAACUACAACGUCAAUCGCCAUCUUUUAUCUUCUUAAACGCCAUUACGCAUUUAUCCUUUCCUCAUUCCCCACUCUACCCCGUCUUUUCCCUCACCUUCACUUAACACGUAACUCCCUGUAUACUAGUGGCAUUCUCAACGUGCUUAGGUCUGUUUGUUUGUCUAUAUGUAUCGACUUGCCAAUUUUUUUCCUCUCUCUCCCUAUCUAUCUAUCUAUCUAUCUAUCUAUCUAUCUAUCUAUCUAUCUAUCUAUCUAUCUAUCUCAGUCUGUUGCUAUCUAUCUAUCUAUCUAUCUAUCUAUCUAUCUAUCUAUCUCAGUCUGUUGCUAUCUAUCUAUCUAUCUAUCUAUCUAUCUAAUGCUUACAUUCAUGCAACUAAAUACUUAUUUCAAUAAUCCUCUAAGGAACCGUCCAUGGCGAAACGAUUGUAUUUCUCUCUAUCUCCGUUUCUUGUCAUCUAUUUGUAUAUUAAUCUAUCUAUCUAUCUCUCUAUUGGUGUGUCUGUCUGUCUAUAUCUAUCUGCCUGUAAGUUACUCUCUCUCUCUCUCUCUCUCACUCUCUAUCUAUCUAUCUAAGUCGCUUCAUGUAUAUCUGUUUCUUUCAGUCUGUUCUGUUCAUAUCUAUCUAUCUGUUGGUUUGUCUAUAUCUAUCUGCCUGCCAGUUUAUCUAUCUAUCUAUCUAUCUAUCUAUCUAUCUAUCUAUCUAUCUAUCUAUCUGUUUUUUUUUUCAGUCUAUUCUGUUCAUAUCUAUCUAUCUAUCUAUCUACUUACAGGUCUGUCUGUAUCUGCCUGCUUGCCAAUCUAUCUAUCUAUCUAUCUAUCUAUCUAUCUAUCUAUCUAUCUAUCUAUCUGUUUUUUUUCAGUCUAUUCUGUUCAUAUCUAUCUAUCUAUCUAUCUAUCUAUCUAUCUAUCUAUCUAUCUACUUACAGGUCUGUCUGUAUCUGCCUGCUUGCCAAUCUAUCUAUCUAUCUAUCUAUCUAUCUAUCUAUCUAUCUAUCUAUUGGUCUGUAUCUGCCUGUUUGCCAAUCUAUCUAUCUAUCUAUCUAUCUAUCUAUCUAUCUAUCUAUCUGUCUACUAUCUGUCUGUAUCUGCCUGUUUGCCAAUCUAUCUAUCUAUCUAUCUAUCUAUCUAUCUAUCUAUCUAUCUAUCUACUGGUCUGUCUGUAUCUGCCUGCUUGCCAAUCUAUCUAUCUAUCUAUCUAUCUAUCUAUCUAUCUAUCUAUCUAUCUAUCUAUCUAUCUAUCUAUCUAUCUAAGUCGCUUCAUGUCUAUCUGUUUCUUUCAGUCUGUUCUGUUCAUAUCUAUCUAUCUGUUGGUCUGUCUAUAUCUAUCUGCCUGCCAGUUUGUCUAUCUAUCUAUCCAUCUAUUUAUCUAUCUAUCUAUCUGUUUUUUCAGUCUAUUCUGUUCAUAUCUAUCUAUCUAUCUAUCUAUCUAUCUAUCUAUCUAUCUAUCUAUCUAUCUACUGGUCUGUCUGUAUCUGCCUGCUUGCCAAUCUAUCUAUCUAUCUAUCUAUCUAUCUAUCUAUCUAUCUAUCUAUCUAUCUAUCUAUCUAUCUCUUUCAGUCUAUUCUGUUCAUAUCUAUCUAUCUAUCUAUCUAUCUAUCUAUCUAUCUAUCUAUCUAUCUAUCUACCCUGCCAAAUAACUCUCUUAAUUUUUCUUUUUUUCUUGUUCAUUUUUCUUCUUUUUCUUCUUUUUCCUUCAUUUUUCUACUUUUUAAUCUUUUCUUCAUUUUUUCUAUUACUUCUUUUUCUUCAUUUUUCUUUUUUCUUCAUUUUUCUUCUUUUCCUUCUUUUUUUCUUCAUUUUCCUUCUUUUUCUUCUUUUUUCUUCAUUUUUCUUCUUUUUAAUCUUUUUCUUCAUUUCUUCUUCUUCUUUUUUUUCAUUUCUUCUUCUUCUUUUUCUUCAUUUCUUCUUCUUCUUUUUCUUCAUUUUUCUUUUUUCUUCAUUUUUCUUCUUUUCUUUCUUUUUUUCUUCAUUUUCCUUCUUUUUUCUUCAUUUUCUUCUUUUUAAUCUUUUCUUCAUUUUUUCUUUUUUCUUCUUUUUUUCAUUUUCUUUUUCUUCUUUUCCUUCUUUUUUCUACAUUUUCCUUCUUUUUCUUCUUUUUAAUCUUUUUCUUCAUUUCUUCUUUUUUAUUCUUUUUCUUCAUUUUUCUUUUUUCUUCAUUUUCCUUCUUUUCCUUUAUUUUUUCUUCAUUUUUCUUCCUUUUUUCUUAAUUUUUCUUCUUUUUAAUCUUUUUCCUCAUUUUUCUUUUUCUUUUUUUUUCUACAUUUUUCUUUUCUUUUUUUUACUUUUUCUUCGUUUUUCUACUGUUUCAUCGCAUUUCAUCCUCUUUUUUUCAGAUUUAUCCGUUUCAAUUUUUUAUCCUCGAAAUGUUUUCCCACUACUUUGCUUUCUUUCUUUCUUUCUUUCUUUCUUUUAA